CCGCCGGCCGCGGCGAGCGCGGGCCUGGGGGCGGGGCGGGGGCCCGCGGCGCAGUUCCGCCUGCGCGCGCCCACUCCUCCGGCAGCGCGGAGCCCGUCGGAAGAGGAAGGAACAAAAGGUCCGAGGCUCGGCUCGGACGGGGCGGGACCUGGCGCUCGGUGCAGGGUGUAUUUACCAGGCUGUUUUUGAGUGUGGAUUGCACCAUUGGUAAGAAAAUGUCGUCCAUCUUGCCAUUCACUCCGCCCGUGGUGAAGAGGCUUCUGGGAUGGAAAAAAUCAGCCAGUGGGUCUGGAGGAGCAGGUGGCGGAGAACAGAAUGGACAGGAAGAAAAGUGGUGUGAGAAAGCCGUGAAAAGUCUGGUGAAAAAGCUCAAGAAAACGGGACGAUUAGAUGAGCUUGAAAAAGCCAUCACCACACAGAACUGCAAUACUAAGUGUGUCACCAUCCCGAGCACUUGCUCUGAAAUUUGGGGACUGAGUACAGCAAAUACGGUAGAUCAGUGGGAUACAACAGGCCUUUACAGCUUCUCUGAACAAACCAGGUCUCUUGAUGGCCGUCUUCAGGUUUCGCAUCGGAAAGGAUUGCCACAUGUUAUAUAUUGCCGGUUAUGGCGCUGGCCAGACCUUCACAGUCAUCAUGAGCUCAAGGCAAUUGAAAACUGCGAAUAUGCUUUUAAUCUGAAAAAAGAUGAAGUGUGUGUAAAUCCUUACCACUACCAGAGAGUUGAGACACCAGUUUUACCUCCAGUAUUAGUGCCUCGGCACACAGAGAUCCUCACAGAACUGCCGCCUCUGGAUGACUAUGCCCACUCCAUUCCGGAAAACACUAAUUUCCCAGCAGGGAUCGAGCCGCAGAGUAAUUACAUCCCAGAAACGCCACCACCUGGAUAUAUCAGUGAAGAUGGAGAAACAAGUGAUCAACAGUUGAACCAAAGUAUGGACACAGGCUCCCCAGCUGAGCUGUCUCCUACCACUCUCUCGCCUGUCAAUCACAGCUUGGACUUGCAGCCAGUUACUUACUCAGAACCUGCAUUUUGGUGUUCAAUAGCGUAUUAUGAACUAAACCAGAGGGUUGGAGAGACCUUUCAUGCAUCACAGCCCUCGCUUACUGUAGAUGGCUUUACAGAUCCAUCAAACUCAGAGAGGUUCUGCUUAGGUUUGCUCUCCAACGUCAACCGAAAUGCUACUGUAGAAAUGACAAGAAGGCAUAUAGGAAGGGGAGUGCGCUUGUAUUACAUUGGUGGGGAAGUUUUUGCCGAGUGCCUAAGUGACAGUGCGAUCUUUGUGCAGAGCCCCAACUGUAACCAGAGGUACGGCUGGCACCCCGCCACCGUGUGCAAGAUUCCCCCAGGCUGCAACCUGAAGAUCUUCAACAACCAAGAAUUUGCUGCUCUUCUGGCGCAGUCAGUUAAUCAGGGUUUUGAAGCCGUUUAUCAGCUAACUCGAAUGUGCACCAUAAGAAUGAGUUUUGUGAAGGGGUGGGGAGCAGAGUACCGGAGACAGACAGUAACAAGUACUCCUUGCUGGAUUGAACUGCAUCUGAAUGGCCCUCUGCAGUGGUUGGACAAAGUAUUAACUCAGAUGGGAUCCCCUUCAGUGCGAUGCUCAAGCAUGUCAUAAAGACCAUCAUCAUUUGAGUCUACCGAAAGACUUCAUGUAACAACUCUUCUGUCAUAGUAUUUGUGUAUGAUCCCGUGGACUGUUUGCUAUCCAAAAAUUCCAGAGUGAAAACAGCACUUGAGGUCUCAUCAGUUAAAGCACCUUGUGGAAUCUGUUUCCUAUAUUUGAAUAUUAGAUGGGAAAAUUAGUGUCUAGAAAUGCCCUCCCCAAAGUGGGAAGAGAAGACUUGUUGGGCAUAAGACAGUGUCCCAAAGGUUAUUAAUUACAGUAGUAGUUGUGUAUACAGGUAAUGUAUCAAGACCCAGUAUUGCAGUGCUCUGCUGUCUGUAUCCAUUCUUAGUUGCAUAACUGAGGUGUGUGCUGCUUCUUGGUCUAGGCAAGCCUUUAUAAAGUUACAGUACCUAAUCUGUUAUUCCCACCUCGCCGUUAUUUUUGUGUCUUUUUUAAUAUAUAAUAUAUAUAUAUAUUAAGAUUUUCAAAUUAUCAUUUAGAAGCAGAUUUUCCUUGUAGAAACUAAUUUUUCUGCCUUUUACCAAAAAUAAACAAACUUGGGGGAAGAAAA
This is a messenger RNA of Phodopus roborovskii (desert hamster), 2181 nucleotides long. It is a transcript of the gene Smad2, whose product is annotated as SMAD family member 2. The transcript is spliced from 11 exons. Gene Ontology annotation, biological process: anatomical structure morphogenesis; BMP signaling pathway; cell differentiation. The coding region runs from base 216 to 1619 and encodes 467 amino acids. Gene Ontology annotation, cellular component: heteromeric SMAD protein complex. The record is from RefSeq and is a predicted model, not a curated record. NCBI's taxonomy places the organism in Eukaryota, Metazoa, Chordata, Mammalia, Rodentia, Cricetidae. Gene Ontology annotation, molecular function: I-SMAD binding; DNA-binding transcription factor activity, RNA polymerase II-specific; RNA polymerase II cis-regulatory region sequence-specific DNA binding.